This is a messenger RNA of Leptosia nina, 963 nucleotides long. The record is from the annotation of a GenBank genome assembly. Lineage: Eukaryota; Metazoa; Arthropoda; Insecta; Lepidoptera; Pieridae.
AUGUCACAAUUUAGGUAUUGCUUUUUUGCCGCUGUGAUAUGUAGCUUAUGUGUUUUAGGUAAUGGCGAUGUCUCUGCGCCACCGACGAAGAUUAUAGAUCUGCCUAUUUCGGCUAGUACAACAUUAUCUGAGGCUGGAAUAUCUGAAGUGACGCAAUCAUCAGUCUCCUCUUCAGAGUCCGUCCCUUCCGUACCUAGCACGGAAGCCCAGCCGUCACCAAGUCCCGAUCCCAAAAAUACCACAACCACAAGUACAACUACCACAACAACAACCACCACCGCCAAACCCUCUCCAGCACCUACCCCAGACCCCAAGCCAUUACCGCCACCAGAAGCAGGAAAAUGGGCGUUCAAGGACAAUGUGACCAAUGUAACCUGCGUUCUCAUUCAGUUUGCUGCACAGCUGAAUGUCACCUAUACAAAGGAUAAUAGCAACACCACAGACCAUUUCCAAUUGAAUCUGCCAAAGAACGCUAUGAUCGUGGACGGCAGCUGCGGCAACGGCACCCAGUCCAUCAAGCUGAGCUGGCCGGCCAACGAGAACAGCACCAACAGCAUGCUGCUCGUCUUUCAGAGUAAUGAGACCACCAAGUGGUACGAGCUGAAGAGCAUCAACGUCACUCUCGCGCCGGAAGUUUUUAUCGACGCAACUCUUAAGGAGCCCGUAGAAUUGUGGCACGGAGUGGAGUGGCGCAGCCCCCUGGCCACGUCAUACCGUUGCACGCCCCCCACGCACCUCAACAUGACGGCUGAGGCCACCAGCGUCGUCGCCAAGCUCACGCUUAGCCAACUGCAGGAGGAGGCCUUUAGGACCGCCAAAGACGAACUCUUCAGUUCUGCCCGCGAGUGCGGCGGUGGUGACAUCCCCGACGCAGUGCCCAUAGCCGUCGGGUGCGCCCUCGGAGGUCUGACUGGAUCUUUGAUCGUGCGCGGGAGUGUCGGCAUAGAAAAGAAAUCAAUAUAA